AUCGAUUCCUUUAUCGGAUUCCAGAACCGUCAUCCAUCUCUACGCAGCAGCAGUGAUACGAGAACCGAUAGCGCUUCGGCGGCGUGCAGCGUACCUACCUGCCUACUAUUCCCUUUCCCUAGACCAGCAGAGAUAAGAGCAGAGGAAGGGCCGAGAAGAUGAACGGCUUGCCCGGAGCUGGAGCGGGCCCCGCCGCCCCGAAUGGGUCCUCGCAAUACGACCCCAACGACCCGAACAUCAAGAGAUUGAACGCGAUGAUGGAGUCCUGCUUCGGCAAAGCCGCCAUCUCCGGCGUCAUGGGCUUCGGCAUGGGCGGUCUAUUUGGCAUGUUCAUGGCGUCCAUGGCCUACGACACACCCUUCCACACCCCGGUGCCGGGCGCGCCACCCGGCACGCCCGGCGCCGCGCCGCAGGCGAUCACGUCGCUGCCGCUGCGGCAGCAGCUCAAGAUCGGGUUCAAGGACAUGGGGUCGCGGUCGUACAGCACGGCGAAGAACUUCGGGCUCGUCGGGCUCAUGUUCGCCGGCAUCGAGUGCGGCAUCGAGGGCUACCGCGCCCGCAACGACAUGUUCAACGGCGCCGCCGCCGGCUGCCUCACCGGCGGCAUCCUCGCUCGCAACGGCGGCCCCGCCGCCGUCGCCGGUGGCUGCGCCGCCUUCGCCGCCUUCAGCGCCGCCAUCGACGCCUGGCUGCGCCAGCCGAGGGACGAUUAGACAGCGAGAGGAGGGCCCCUGGUGGCAAACCAAGAGAGGCGGGGCGGCGUUGUACGAGUACGGAAUAUUCCUUUCCUGCGGACUCGAAGCGGGUCACCUCACCCCCUUCGCUUUUCUAUAUGGCUAGCAUUGGGUCGGUAGGCUGCAUAGCAUCACGGCGUUACGGAUUUCCACGAAUCUAUAGACGAGAGGGCGGGAAGAGGUCAAAGUACGGGGGCACACACAUUCUCCGCUUAGGACACGAACUUUGGAUGGUUUGGAGGUAUGUGUAUGAGUACAUACUUCCGUAGACGGCACUGGGCAAAGGGAGAUGAGUUUGCUGGAAGAAAUGCUGAAGCUGUACACAUAUCGAUACGGUUGCCAUCGACGCGACGUCAGAUUCGAUUAGAUGUUCUCGGACUGCUCGAAACCGUGCGGCUCACGACGGGGGCAAAAGCACAUGUGGGUUAAUACACGGCUCGAUAGGGAGAUAAACAUUCGCCGAACAAGUCCCGAGCGACGCCAGAAAAAAACCCCCCCCAAGCCCUGUGGGCAUCAUCAUCGCGUCGCUGAGCAAUUAAUUCUAUUCUUCAUCCAGUAUUGGUAGUCGUGUAGCAGUAGACAAUGAGCUACUUGUUAUCCUCAUGUCCAUCCGUCGAUCUCGUUCCGUCGGGCCCCCACGACGCUCGUAAAAAGUCAUUCCGUCCCGCCCGUCCCUCUCGUCCAGUCCCUCCCGUCCAGUCCCUCCCGUCCAGUCCC
This is a messenger RNA of Durotheca rogersii, 1451 nucleotides long. RefSeq names its product mitochondrial import inner membrane translocase, subunit Tim17/22. Lineage: Eukaryota; Fungi; Ascomycota; Sordariomycetes; Xylariales; Xylariaceae. The record is from RefSeq and is a predicted model, not a curated record. Gene Ontology annotation, molecular function: transmembrane protein transporter activity. Gene Ontology annotation, cellular component: TIM22 mitochondrial import inner membrane insertion complex. The transcript has 3 exons. Gene Ontology annotation, biological process: protein insertion into mitochondrial inner membrane. The coding region runs from base 159 to 713 and encodes 184 amino acids.